AUGUUAUUGUCAGCCUCCAUUAAGCGAUUCGUUAGCAAGCCAUUGAUCAAUACGUACAAGCUGCCCUAUUCUCAUUAUACAACAGCAGCAGCAGUUGAAAAGAAACGAAAAGAAAGUAUUCUAGGUGGAGGAAAAGCUAAGCAAAACGCUCAGCACGCCAAAGGCAAGCUUACAGCGAGAGAACGGCUGGGAUUACUGCUAGACCGAGGAUCCUUUCGAGAAUAUGACGCUUUUGUUGAGCACGCUUGCACUGAUUUCAAUAUGGCGCAUAACAAGAUUCCCGGAGACGGUAUUGUUACUGGCCAUGGCACCAUUCAUGGUCGGCGCGUGUUUGUAUACAGUCAAGAUUUCACAGUGUUGGGAGGCUCAUUGAGUCGAACCAAUGCCAACAAAAUUCUAAAGGUAAUGGAUCAAGCCAUGUUGGUAGGUGCUCCUGUUAUCGGAUUACAAGAUUCUGGUGGAGCUCGUAUUCAAGAAGGCGUUGAUUCACUUGCAGGCUAUGCAGAUAUAUUCCAGAAGAAUGUGCUUGCUUCUGGUGUGGUGCCUCAGAUAUCGCUCAUUAUGGGCCCUUGUGCUGGUGGUGCCGUCUAUUCGCCUGCUUUGACCGAUUUCACAUUCAUGGUGCAGGAUACAUCCUACAUGUUUGUCACUGGCCCUGAUGUCGUCAAGGCUGUUACCAAUGAGCAUGUGUCCCAAGAAGUUCUCGGUGGUGCUAGAACACAUACAACCAAAACCGGCGUGGCACAUCGCUCCUUUGCUAAUGAUAUUGAGGCCAUUCAAGGCCUUCGAGACUUCUUGCCUUAUUUACCAUUAUCCAACAGAGACACAAUACCACAUCAACCUUGCGAUGAUCCUAUCGACCGUCAAGAUGCAGCACUCGACACCAUUAUACCAGCAAGCUCCAACAUCGCAUAUGAUAUGAAGGAAGUCAUUGGAAGAAUUAUGGAUACGCACUCUUAUUUUGAGAUUUCACCCAAUUUCGCUAGCAACAUGUUGAUUGGCUUUGCACGAUUGAAUGGUGAAUCCGUAGGCGUGGUGGCCAAUCAACCACUUGUCUCAUCGGGUGCAUUGGAUAUGGAUGCCUCGGUCAAGGCUGCUCGUUUUAUUCGAUUCUGUGAUGCAUUCAACAUUCCUUUGGUGACGUUGGUGGAUGUGCCUGGCUUCAUGCCAGGAACAGCUCAGGAACAUGCGGGCAUUAUAAGACACGGUGCCAAAUUACUCUAUGCCUACUGUGAGGCUACAGUCCCUAAACUGACGGUCAUUACAAGAAAGGCGUAUGGUGGUGCCUACAUUGUCAUGAGCUCAAAGCAUUUACGUGGUGAUUACAAUGUGGCAUGGCCUUCCGCUGAGAUUGCUGUCAUGGGGGCCAAAGGUGCAGUUGAGAUCAUUUUUAGAAACCACCCUGAUAAAGAGGCCAUGAGAAAAGAAUACAAGGACAAAUUUGCUACACCUUUGUUUGCAGCAAAGAAGGGAUAUUUGGAUGAUAUUAUUGCUCCAAGAGAAACAAGAGCAAGAUUAAUAGAGCAGUUGGAACUGCUAAAAUCAAAGUCGUUGCAAAACCCUUGGAAGAAACAUGGAAGUAUACCUCUGUAA
Mucor velutinosus is the source of this 1593-nucleotide messenger RNA. RefSeq lists its product as uncharacterized. The transcript is spliced from 5 exons. Gene Ontology annotation, cellular component: mitochondrion. Gene Ontology annotation, molecular function: propionyl-CoA carboxylase activity. The record is from RefSeq and is a predicted model, not a curated record. The coding region runs from base 1 to 1593 and encodes 530 amino acids. Lineage: Eukaryota; Fungi; Mucoromycota; Mucoromycetes; Mucorales; Mucoraceae.